ACUUUUAUUUUUUCGGUGAACAAGAAAGCAAGGCUGUCCAUUAUUUCAUUCUUGUUUUAUAAGCUCUAUAGUUAAACAAUAUAAUAAUUAAGCAAAAAUAAUUACAAAAAAAAAACUAAAAAGUUGAUUUAAAAUUGAACAUUUAAAUAAUUUUUGGUUAAAUAAAUGGUGCACACAAUUGGAAGAUUGCAAUUGUUGCAAAACCUAUUUGGUUUGAAGAGGACUUUUUUGUCAUGAGUUUUAUUCCAACAUCGUCCACCACCACAAAAAGUCUAAUUUCUUCUUCAACUUCGCCAUCAACAACAACGCUAAUGAUUAAAAACCAAGUUGAAAGCUCCAUAUGUCCUGAAGGAGGGGACAAUCUUUACUCCGAAAGGCAAGAAACUGCGGAGGGCUUACUAAGUAACACGCAGGAAGCCCUUGGAAAUAUUUCGUUUUCAACAAUUAAAAACGCUGUGCAAUCAUCACCAAAAAGAUCGUCAAAUAUUGUUAAAACUUAUGAUUUAGACGAUGCUGUAAUAUCAGAAACAAAAAACAUUUUCUCUAAAAAAUAUACGCUGUCACCUGAAUACAAGCGGAAUCUUGGUUCUAGUCAAACGCAACAACAAACACCACCAGCAGAAGGGAAUAAUUCAAAGGCUGAUUUUACUGAGGAUUCUACAAGCAAAUCAAGUGACAGUUCAUCAUUAAACGUUUCUGGAGAAGCUCUUAAAACUACUUCCCCAUCUGAACAAAUCGAAAAACCUAAAAGUGCGUCAAAAAUAUCUGAACGAGCCAAAAAGAAAUCCUGGUAUAACGUCAUUUAUCCAUCCUACAAAUCAAGAUCGAAAGUUUUUAAGAAACUCUUCAAAGAAGUUCCCAAUGAUGAGCGAUUAAUAGUUGAUUAUUCGUGUGCUCUUCAACGGGACAUUCUUGUUCACGGACGACUGUAUGUUUCACAAAAUUAUCUCUGCUUUUAUGCGAACAUUUUCCGAUGGGAAACCUAUCUAACAAUCAAAUGGAAAGAUGUCACAUCCAUAACUAAAGAGAAAACAGCUUUAGUUAUACCGAAUGCAAUUUCUGUGUGUACCGAAAAAGAUAAACAUUUCUUUGCAUCAUUUACAACUCGGGAUAAAGCGUUUUUGAUGCUCUUUCGAGUAUGGCAGAAUACACUAAUGAACAAACCUAUGUUGCCGCAGGAAAUGUGGCAAUGGGUGCAUAAUUGCUAUGGUGAUGAAUUAGGACUAACUACAGACGACGAAGAUUAUAUCGAUCCACUUACAAUCGAGGAUUUACCGAAAGAAAUAGAUAGCAGCGUAGGUGAGCACAAUAGCAACGAUCCGCAAAAAGUCACUCCUAAUACCACAAGUAGCUCCGAUAAAACAACUAGUGAUACUAAUAGCGGAGGGGGAACAGGUAGCGAGAAAGAUAAAAUGAGUGUCAAAGAGGUAACCAAAUUCGAUGAGAGUUUAAGUGCCGAAACUGUCAAUGGCGUCGGUGAAAGUACUAAAAGAAAAGUUUCUAAAAAUUCCCGACAAAGAGACGAAAGCUUAAACAAGAAUUCUGAAACUUUGCCAACAGAUAUGUCGGAUUCAAGUGAUUCUGAAGAGAAUAAUAUUCCCUUUGUGAGUACUGUGGAAUGCACAUCAACACACGAAGGACGUCAAUUAGUGCACACAAUCCUUCCAAUCAAUAUUGAUACGUUAUUUAACUUACUCUUUUCAAAAUCAAAAUUUUUGUUGGAAUUUCAUGAGUUGAGAAAAUCUACUGACCUUUUUCUUGGUGACUGGGUAACAAGUUCAACUGGUGUUAAAACAAGAACUGUCAAUUUAACAGUUAUGCUAGCACAAUCGGUAGGACCGAAAAGUUCUAAGGUAACUGAAUCGCAGGUUAUGCGCGAUUGUAGUAAACCCGGCGAACUGUAUUCCAUUGAUAUCGAUAGUACAAACGCCGGAAUCCCGUAUGCUGAUAGUUUUGGAGUUCUUUUGCAUUACUGUUUAGUCAAAACUAUUGAUGAUAACACAAUGUUGUCCGUACAUGCGCAAAUUAAAUAUAAAAAAUCCAUUUGGGGAGUUGUUAAAGGCUUCAUUGAAAAGAAUGCUUGGGCAGGCUUGGAAGAUUUUUACAGUGCUCUUUUGCGUGCUCUUCAGAGUGAGACAUGCAUACCACCAGCUAAAGGCAAAGGACGUCGACCUAGAAAAGGAACGACUGCAUCUGUUCGACCGUCUGUGGAAGAAAUUCCUCCUGUCGUAUUUAUACCAGAGGUUAUCGAACCAAUUAUUCCAAUUCCAGUACAAGUUGUAAGCGAACCCACCAUCAAUUACAAAUGGAUGUCAAUAUCUGUUAUUAUUCUGCUAUUUUUACUGAUUUUAAUCAAUGUGAUAUUACUACUUAAGUUAUGGCGACUAGAAGACCGCAUCCAAAGCGAUCUCAGUACUCGCCUCGUGCCUAAUCUAUCUCAGAUUAAAAAUCUUCCAAACAAUCAUGAGGACUGGAUUGAUCUUUUAAAACAGCAAGAACAACUUCAUGAUACCGAAUUGAAAAAAUGGCAUACGGUGCUACAAACUGCCAUCGAGCUUUUAAAGAAGGUGAGCGUUGUUUGUCAGACCAUAUAUAGGAACGAAAAAUUUAAUCAACAAAUAGAUCAAAUCAGUGAUGAGCUUUAAUGUAAAACAGCUAAAUAUAAAUAACUAUAACUAAAUCAGUCUACGCGCAAUAGCUUGAGCUACAGUAAAAUAUUAUUUUUAAACAAUUAAAAACAAUUUGGCAUUGCACUUCAUUUUUAUUAAAAAUUUCAUAAUAAGACUUUCAAAUUCUUUAAGAAUGGAAAUUUACAUACAUUAAUGUCUUAAGUAAAUAUUAGAAUGUUAGCAAGUCCUACUAUGUGUGUUUAGAAUAAGCAAACAAAUUAAAAAUGUUGUGUUCGUGUCCUAGACUGAUACAAACUGUCAUAAUCAAAAAUGUUUCUCAUAUUGUUAUAAUUUUAAAAAUAUGACAAAUGCACUGCACUCACUCAAUGUCUCGAGUUUUUCAACUAUAGGUACAUAUAGCAAUUCUUUAUUUCAGUUUUUUUUUUGUUAAUAUUUUGUUGAUAAGGCUAUCUAUAAUAAUUGACGGCUGCAUUUCUACCGCCUGGCGAUACUAGUGAUUAUUGUUGCCCAUAGGUGUGUUUAUUGAGAGUUUCAUUGAGAAAAGAAAGCUGUAAACCCCAACUUGCGAGUUUUGAAUUUAGCUAAUUUACCCAUUUUCCAUUUUGCUACUCUAAAUCGUCCAUAGCGAGAAAUCUGUUGGAGCGGAAAUUCAUCCGAUUUGAAUUGUGUACUUUCAUUGUUCAUAAGUAGAGAAAUUGUUAUAAAAGUAACACUUAAGUCCUUAUGACAUUUUUGAAUUCAAUAAAAUAACUUCCUUAGUUCACACACAGCGAAAAAAAUCGAACAAACCUAGGAAUUUGAAGGGAGCUAUCAAAAAACAGUCUGUCAUGCAACGUAUUCUAUGAUUCACACCUCUCCGUCCCAUUCGUCAACCAUUGUGGCAACGCACUCAACGGAUUCUAUGGGUUGGGCCUUUGAGCUUAAUUUAAGCUCGGCCAAAAUUUUGGAAAGAAUUUUGUAUGGGAGCUUAAAUUUAACGCGAUAAGAUAAGGAUACAAUACUUGUACUUAUAACUUAUCUUUUUGAAUGGGUAAUCGAUCGAGUCCAAGUGAAUUAUUUCAACUGAACGAACAUUUUUUUACUAAAUUUGAAAAUAAAUAGAAAUCCUAUAUAAGAACUUAUCUUAAAAAGAUACAUAAUAAUAUACAAUGCAAUAUUGUUAAACUUAACUUUGCGUCAUUUUCUUCGGGAAACAGCCGUAAUUGUUUUCUUAAAAUACGCAAGUUAUAAAAAGAAAAGUGAUGUAUGCCCUAGCAUAGCGUGACAUCAAUGUCGAUAUGUAACAACAAAUUUCCUCGAUUUGGUAAGAUAUUUCAAAACGUUUCAAGUCUGUCUACUGGUUUUGAAAACUACGAUAUAUUCUUUUCAUUGAAUGACUACUAAAAAAUUUUGUCGUAGUUUUCCCAUUUUUUUUAAACCUUUUCUGGUGGUCAAACACUACAUACAUUAGAGAAACCAUUUUUUUUUAUUUUACACAUUUUUUUCCAAAAGUUUUUAUAUUAUACUACAUUUAUUAAUAAAAUGAAGAAAGUUAAAGUUUUAUGACAAAGGUAUUUCAUAUGAAGUUGUUUGAUGUUUUACUACAAAAGGGAUUAAAGAUCAUUGUAAUUGAGUUUCCAUUUCACGAAAUCUAGUAUUAAAAAUCAAUAAUAGUGUGUAAUUGUUGACUCUUUUGAUUUGUUUUUGUGUUUUGUUUCGUAAUCUUCUGCUUUUGAAAACAUUUCCAAAUUGAAUUUUUUUUGUUCCUUCGUUCCAGACUGAGAACGUUUUGGCCGAACUUUUAUAUAUAAAUCUGUUCCAAUCGACGAAGAUCAGUGCAAGCAUUUAGAUUAAAUCUUUCUUACUACUCCUCUUCACGCAAAAAAAAAAGCGAAAUGAGUAAGGUGCAUUUGUGUUUAUUUAUCAAAACUAGUAUUUUUAUAGAUUAAUUUUAUUUUAAAGUAAAUUUUUGUGAAAGUAAGUGUAAAUG
Messenger RNA from Episyrphus balteatus (marmalade hoverfly), 4599 nucleotides. It is a transcript of the gene GramD1B, whose product is annotated as protein Aster-B. Bases 234 to 2645 code for a protein of 803 amino acids. Gene Ontology annotation, molecular function: sterol binding; sterol transfer activity. Gene Ontology annotation, cellular component: endoplasmic reticulum membrane; endoplasmic reticulum-plasma membrane contact site; plasma membrane. NCBI's taxonomy places the organism in Eukaryota, Metazoa, Arthropoda, Insecta, Diptera, Syrphidae. Gene Ontology annotation, biological process: intracellular sterol transport. The record is from RefSeq and is a predicted model, not a curated record. The transcript is spliced from 10 exons.